AUGCUGUGGCACCCCCGAUCCCUCGACCCUUCUGUUGUCGUUUAUUGCCCCUGCCCGUGCGGCCGCCUGGUCAUUGAGGUUACGGUUCGUGUCUUUGAUGCUCUCGUCGGGGCGGGUGACCGUCGCCUGCGCCUGCGCUGGCGGAGCCUAGGUCACCGCUCCUACUGCCCUCCCACCAGUUUCCCUCCCCACGACGGCGACCCCCCUCUGCGCCUUGUCCUAUCCCUCGUACCUACGUGGCUUGCAUGCUAA
This is a messenger RNA of Purpureocillium lilacinum, 252 nucleotides long. The record is from RefSeq and is a predicted model, not a curated record. NCBI's taxonomy places the organism in Eukaryota, Fungi, Ascomycota, Sordariomycetes, Hypocreales, Ophiocordycipitaceae.